AUAAGUACAUACCUACAUACCUACUUUCACAGACUUUCAGUAAAUUCAGUCUUUACAGGGACGCUCCGGACGAAGUUCCGAUACGUCGACGCGGCACUUCUUCACCAGGAAAGCAUGUCUGUCAGUCCUUGUUGUCCCCUCGACAAGCGGCUAUUAUUGAGUAUCACAUCCUGGGAGUGGAUCAUCUCGGCGGCUAAUAAAGCAAACGGGACUUUUAAAAUCGCCAGCAGCUCUCUGAGCUCUCUGCUCGUAUGGACCCUACAUGGACCUUACUACUGUACAAGUCUACAACAUUCACGAUUUUUUGCAAGGUCUUGAAACUGUGCACUGUUACACGGACAGGCUGGCGACCUCCUGCUCAUUAUGUUGGUUCUGUAGUCCAGCUUGCUGCGGUGUCCCGGUAAGAACGACCUUUCAAGCGGGCCUUUGCAUGCAUACCCCCCCUUUUCAAGGACGUUUGGUAUACACAUUCCACCAUGGCAAUCACCAUUUCCCUCGUUGAAGAC
This is a messenger RNA of Sphaerulina musiva SO2202, 506 nucleotides long. RefSeq lists its product as uncharacterized. The coding region runs from base 263 to 502 and encodes 79 amino acids. Lineage: Eukaryota; Fungi; Ascomycota; Dothideomycetes; Mycosphaerellales; Mycosphaerellaceae. The record is from RefSeq and is a predicted model, not a curated record. The transcript has a single exon.